Molecule: messenger RNA, 3815 nt
Organism: Pseudophryne corroboree (corroboree frog)
Lineage: Eukaryota; Metazoa; Chordata; Amphibia; Anura; Myobatrachidae
Gene: SCG2
Product: secretogranin II
Exons: 2
Coding region: 218-2035 (605 amino acids)
Biological process (GO): angiogenesis; eosinophil chemotaxis
Cellular component (GO): secretory granule
Molecular function (GO): chemoattractant activity; cytokine activity
Source: RefSeq, a predicted model, not a curated record
UAACGCGGCCGCUGCUAGUCUCUCCCCGGUGCUCUGUGCACACACUGACGUCAUGCGUCACAUGACUUGCCCUAUUAAGCACUGGGAGCUGUUCUGGUGCUGAAACCAAUAUCUCCGUCCUGAGAGGGAGCUACAGUAUGAUCAGCCUGCAGCCCUCUGCCUGAGCACACAGGUAGGGUGCAGCGAAUUUAUCCUAUCUUCUGAAACAUUGAUAAACAUGGCAUCUCCAAGAAACUAUUGUCUUACAAGAUGCUUAUCUUUGUGCUUUUUAAUCAUCCUAACGUCCUUUGCUGAUGCUGCACCAUUUCAAUAUUACCAAGUGCCACAACAAGAUCAAGAGUACAGAAUGAAGAGUUUACAAAGACUGCCAAGUCCAGAUAUGCUGAAAGCACUGGAGUACAUUGAGAACCUCAGGAAACAAGCAAGUAGACCUGAAAGCCUCCCUGACUAUAGCUCCUAUCAAGGGGCACCAUUCCUUUCAGAGCAGAAAGAUGCACAGACCCUUUCACCAGACAGUGCCAAAUCUCUCCCCACUGAUAAUGAGUCUGAGUGGAUGAGAGCAAUGUUGGAAGCCUUGAUGCAAGCAGAAAAAGAGAGCAAGGCAACUCCACAAGAAAAAAGCAAAUCAUACAGCAACAUACCACCUGAAUUAAUUGAAGAUUAUGACUCAAAUAAAUGGUUUGAGAAAAGACCCAAAACUGGUAAACUUCCUUCAAGACUAUAUGAUGACUACUCUCGAGACAAUCCAUUGAAGCGCACAAAUGAAAUUGUGGAAGGCCAGUAUACACCUCAAAGCCUAGCUACAUUACAGUCUGUCUUCCAGGAACUGGGGAAAUUAAAAGGCCAAGCCAACCAUAAACGAGAUAGGUUAGAUGAAGACCAAAAGCUUUAUAAGGAUGAUGAAGAUGAUAUGUAUAAAGCCAACAACAUUGCUUAUGAGGAUGUAGCAGGAGGAGAAGACUGGAAUCCGAUUGAGGAGAAAGUUGAAAGUCAAACUCAGGAGGAGUUAAAAGAGAGUAAGGAAGAGGUAGAGAAAACAGACGAGAUGGAGGAAGAGAUGAAAAGAUCUGGAUUAUUGGGUUUACAGGAUGAGGAACCUGAGAAAGACAAUAAAGAGCAAGAAUCUGAAAACUUGUCAAAACUGAUGAAUUCAUACUUAAGGAUGUGGAUGAACAAAAUGGAAAAAGGUAAACAGAACACAGAAAAACGCUCCCUAAAAUUCUCAGGAAAAGAACUUGACCCCGAAGCUAUUUAUCAGUUGAUAGAUAUAUCUAGAAACUUACAAAUCCCCCCUGAGGAUCUUAUUGACAUGCUGAGGGAUGAAGAUGGUAGGAAGUUUUCAGGGAGGUUGGAAUCUGAAAAGGAAGCUGCAGUACCUGAUGAUCUGGAUGAGGUUUCAGAAACUAUGUCUGAUAAAGUGGAUGUGAUUAAAACCAAGCAGUCAUUUUUAAAACAGCCCUCAUCUGCUGUGCUGCCUAAUGGCCCUGAAGAUCUUACAGUGGAGGAUAUGUUGAACCUAAUGGGAGCUGAUAAGUUGCCAAAUCAGAAACAUCCCUUCCUGAAUCGAUUUAACCAAAAUAAUGCGUUUCCAAGGCCCUACCUGAUGACUAGUAAAUCAAAAGGACACAAAACGUGGCCAAAUGACUUAGAAAAGAGGCAAAUUGAAUAUGAACCCAGGUCUGAAAAGGAGGAAGAUUUGGCAGAUUAUGUAAUUAAGAUGCUAUCUAAAUAUCCAGAGCUUCUGGGAAACAACCAAAAUAAAAGGCUACCUGCCCUUUACCCACAGAGUGACAUUCAGGAGCUUGAAAAGCAAUAUGAGAAGGCUUUAAGAGGAUAUCUGAACAUGCGAGGUUACCAGGAUUUAGAGACAGCACCCAAUGGUAACCGACGGCUGUCCUUGACCAGGGAAAAUGAUGACACACAGAAUAAGUAUAUAGAUGAGGACAUGCUCAUGAAGGUCUUGGAGUAUGUGAACCAAGAGAAAGCAGACAAAGCAAGAGAUCACAGUGUUAAAAGGUCUAUAGAAAAUAUGUAACUUUUUUGUGUCACCGAACGUCAUCAUUUUUUUUUUCUAUUUUUGACUUUCUGGCUUUGAUUUAGGUAGACUGAGCUAAGGUUCAUCUUCCACUAAUGGGAAUGAUCUUCUGAUGACCCAGCAGCAGGAUAAAAAAAAACAUUAUUGCUUUAAACUCAUCUUGACAUUUCGAUUGAUGUGUGUACCCAUUGAACACUUUCAUUAUUUCUGGAAUUUGAAGGAAUAUUACCUAAAAUUGGAGAUGUCACUUAAAAUUCUAUAUGUCCUGAACAUUUUAGUCUAUGUGCAUAAUUUGGAAGUUUCUAGAACUCAGAAUUUGCUUAGAAAAUCCAUUGAGACAUUUUUAUUUAGCGUUUUAGUCUCUUUUUAUUUCCGCUGACAUACUUUGAAUGACAAACUGUAUGAAAUUUACUUUAUUAUAGCUUCUUAUACUAUAAAAGUAAUGUUAAUUAACAGGUUUUGUGGAAAAGAGAGCAUGCAUUCCUAUGUUAUGAGUUAAAGCAUUGCAGUAAUCUACUUAAAAUAACAUUAUACAAAGUCAAUAUGUCUGUUUCCGCCCACGUACAUUAUUUCAGUCCACUAAUUGGCGACAUUUAUUUCUACCAAAGUAUAUUUUCAAAAACAUUCUCCAUAAUGACCCUAUUAUGUCACAUUCCAUUAGAUAAAACAGAGCCUAAUGAAGGUGAAUACUAGUAACUGUAUAGUUCCUGGUCAAUAGAGAUGCUUUUCCAUACUGUAGAUGAAGUUCAGUAAAACUGUAGAGAGGCCACAAUUUACCUGUGCUCUACCCAAAGUGAUAUAUAUAUAUAUAUAUAUAUAUAUAUAUAUAAAAUGGAGGAAGAGCAACCUACUCAAAGUCAUACCAAAGUAUACAACAAUGUCAAAAGACCUCAUCAUGUAAAAAGAAGGGAAAUAACUCAAAGGUAACAUAUGUAACAUAUCUGUAUAGAGGGCCCAGUAGCAGCCAUUGGAUUUGCCCUAUAAAUUGAGCACACCUUAUACACAGAACAACCUGUGGCUUUGGUUUUGCAGUCCUGAGAAAUAAUAGAUUCACUCUUCUCAUGCAAACAUGAAAUAAUCUUACUUCUCUCAGACAAACCUGAAAUACAGUAACCUUUCUCAGACAGACCUAGAACACCUGAUAAUUUUUGUUGGGGGAAUAAAAAAGAAUUGAUCCACAGUAGACGUUGUAUGGGAAAGGAAUCAGCUCAGUGUUUUUUUUUUUUUAAACAAAACAAAAAAAACUUCACAUAAUCUACCAAACUCUUAGCAGAGAAAGUACAACAAAAGUGUAUAAACAAUAAUGUUCACAAACAGUACAUUUGAAAAAGAAUGAAAAAGUGAUGUGUGAAGGCUAUGUGUACCACACAGAAUUGUAACUGAGGGUACAUUAUCAUAUACAAACAACAGGAAGGUGUUCUUCGCUAUACAUUUAUCCUUAGUGGAGCAUCUUAAAUAUCAUCCACUAUGCUUAGACCUUUCCCAUUUUCACUUCCUUCCAGGGCUGCUAUGUCGUAUCAGUGGAAUGUCGUCAACCAUAGCUAAUAAGGCACACAGUAACACAUCUGCUUCAAGAGAUGAUUGGAAUACAGCACAGUGUAUUCAAAGACUACACAAUUCCUACUUCCACUGCCCAAACUCCUGGCAUUUGCCAAUUUUACGGCUACAGUCACGCAAUUUAUUUUUUUAUCAUUGAACUAUUUUGUUACUGUUUGUUGUGUAUUGUGUGGUACUGUAAAAAACAAAACAAAACAAAAAUAAAGCAUUCUGUAUAAUGAAA